CACACACACUGCUCCAAAAUAUUUUUUUAUACAACGGUGGGGGCUCCGGAGAAUAUAAGGUGGCCAUAUUUGAUAGAUUUGUGUCGGGCUCUGCAAUGCAGAAAGAGAGUUGCGUGAUCUUGCAAGAAGUGACAGUGACACCACGCGAGUGUGUCGGAUUCGUGACUGAUCCGGACUUGGAGGGGGAAAAGAGAGGAAAGGAGGGAGGGGGGGCAAGACAGAAAAGAAACAAACAAGUAACAAUGUAACUUACAUGCAGUCACACACCCCUUUCUCUUGUAACAAUGUGUACGUUUUUAAGGAGGGAGGGGGCGCGCGGAGGGAGAAAGAGAGACGGAGAGAGAAAGGAGGAGGGGGGUGCGUUCUGAAAUAAUAUAGUCAGCCAUUUUUUAUGUAAGGGGAUUUUUUCUUAUUGGGGGGGUUGUUAAAAAAUAAAUAUAAGAGGGCGGCCAUCUUUGUUGCUCUGCCUAGUGUAAAAUAUUUCAAAACGCCCCCCACUUUUUUCUGUGCCGAUUUGAAUAUUAAAUAAAUAUCACACAUUCGGGGCAAGAAUACGCUUUUUUGAAUACAAGGACGGACCCAAUGACAGGAAUAUAAUGUCCUCUCCUCUCCGGUCCUGUGAGGAAGACGAGGGCAUGGUGGUUAAUUCCGAGGGAGGAGAUUUUGAUGAAGAAGACGACGACGACGGAGACCUAGACGAGAACGCAAGCGACAUAAACUCGCCGGCGGCGCCUCGGGAAACUGCAACACCAGCCGCGCCAGACGAAGAGCCAGAGGUAUCAGACAGAGAGAUCCCGUGCAGGAAGAAAGGGCGUCCGAAAAAGAAGAGGGAGGCAAAGAAGAAAGACAAAGAGGGGAAACCGGUCAAAGCAAAAAAACGGAAGAAGAUUGACAGCGAUGUAGAGAGAGACUCAGACAGAGAACGAGAUUACGGCGAGAACUCAGACAGUGUAGCCAGCGACUAUGGAUCUGGAGAGAAAAAGAAAAAGAAGAAACAUAAAGAAAGGAAGGAGAAGAAAACCAAGAAGAAGAAAAAACUCGAUGGGGACCGAGACAGCAGUCAGGAGGAAACAACAAAGCAGCCAAUAGAGCAGAAGACGUCGGCCCAGCUGGCGAAGGAGUGGGGUCUGGAGGAUGUUGAUCAUACCUUCACAGAGGAGGACUACAGGGAGCUCACCAACUACAAAGCCUUCAGCCAGUUCAUGAGGCCGAUGAUAGCCAAGAAGAAUCCUAAGAUCCCCAUGUCUAAGAUGAUGACCAUCCUGGGGGCCAAGUGGAGGGAGUUCAGCUCCAACAACCCCUUCAAGGGCAACGCCGCUGCUGUCGCGGCGGCCGCUGCAGCUGCCGCGAUCGCUGUCGCUGAGCAGGUCUCCGCAGCGAACGCCUCGCCUGAGCCUCCGCCGCAGCCACCACCAAUCAGGAAGGCCAAGACGAAAGAGGGCAAAGGCCCCGGCUAUAAGAAGCGCAGUAAAAGUCCUCGAGUCCCGGACAAGAAAAAGGCUCUGGCAAAGGCAAAAAAGAUGGCGCCCAUUCGUAUCAAACUAUCGCCUAUAGGUGCAAAGAGGAAGAAGAGUUGCUCAAGCGAUGACAUGGACGAGGACGAGUCGGAGCAGGAGGACUCCAGCGUUCACAGCUCCUCCGUUCGCUCCGACAGCUCCGGCCGCGUCAAGAAGAACAAGCGCGGACGGCCUGCCAAAAAGAAGAAGAAGAGUGCAAUUCCAGGUGAAGAGGAAGGAGACGGCUACGAGACGGAUCAUCAGGACUACUGCGAGGUUUGUCAGCAGGGCGGAGAGAUCAUCCUGUGUGACACGUGUCCCCGAGCGUAUCACCUCGUCUGCCUGGAGCCCGAGCUGGACAAGGCCCCCGAGGGCAAGUGGAGCUGCCCGCACUGCGAAAAAGAGGGAAUUCAGUGGGAAGCAAAGGACGAGGAUUUUGAGGACUUUGAGGAGGACAGCGAGGACAGAGUGAUCUCAGAGGUCAGAGUGGGCGUCCCCACGGGGGCGGACGAGGAGGAUGAUGACCACAUGGAGUUUUGUCGGGUGUGUAAAGACGGAGGCGAGCUGCUGUGCUGCGACACCUGCACCUCCUCUUACCACAUCCACUGUCUGAACCCGCCGCUGCCGGAGAUCCCCAACGGAGAGUGGCUGUGUCCGCGCUGCACGUGUCCGCCAAUCAAAGGACGUGUCCAGAAGAUCCUCCACUGGCGAUGGGGUGACCCUCCGCCUCCCAUCCCUGUUCCCCCGGCUCCUGACGCCCCUCCGGACGCCCCGCCGCCGCCACCCAUGAAGGGCCGAGCAGAGAGGGAGUUCUUCGUCAAACUGACCGGGCAGUCGUACUGGCACUGUACCUGGAUCACUGAGCUGCAGCUGGAGAUCUUCCACUCGGUGAUGUACAGAAACUACCAGAGGAAGACGGACAUGGACGAGCCUCCCAGCCUGGAUUACGGGUCAGGCGGAGAGGACGAGAACACGGUGGGAAAGAGCGAGAAGAGGAGGGCCAAGGACCCCCAGUACGCCAUACUGGAAGACAAGUACUACAAAUACGGCAUCAAGCCUGAGUGGAUGAUGAUCCACCGCAUCAUCAACCACAGUGUGGAUAAGAAGGGGAUGUACCACUACCUGGUCAAAUGGAGAGACCUGACCUAUGAUCAGUGCACCUGGGAGAGAGACGACAUGGACAUCCCUGAAUUUGCAAUUUACAAGGGCAACUACUGGAGACACAGAGAUGCAAUAAUGAAGGAUGACCUGGACAAACCCAGGAAGAUUAGGAGUAAGACCCAGGAGGGUGAGGAGGAGGAGGAGGAGGAUCCCGCCUCGCCCGUCACUGACCCUACGAUAAAAUACGAGGAGCAGCCCGACUUUGUCACAUCGACCGGCGGGACGCUGCACCUGUACCAGCUGGAGGGUCUGAACUGGCUCCGGUUUUCCUGGGCUCAGGGCACGGACACCAUCCUGGCAGACGAGAUGGGCCUCGGCAAGACCAUCCAGACCAUCGUCUUCCUCUACUCGCUCUUCAAAGAGGGCCACACUAAGGGGCCGUUCCUGGUCAGCGCUCCGCUCUCCACCAUCAUCAACUGGGAGAGGGAGUUUGAGAUGUGGGCGCCCGACUUCUACGUGGUGACGUACACGGGAGACAAGGACAGCCGAGCCAUCAUCAGAGAGAACGAGUUCUCCUUCGACGACACGGCCGUAAAAGGAGGGAAGAAGGCCUUCAAACUCAGGAGAGAAGCUCCUAUCAAAUUCCACGUGCUGCUGACCUCCUAUGAGUUGGUGACCAUCGACCAGACGGCACUCAAAUCCAUCGACUGGGCCUGUCUGGUGGUGGACGAGGCUCACCGUCUCAAGAAUAAUCAGUCCAAGUUUUUCAGGCGUCUGAACGACUAUAAGAUCGACCACAAGCUGCUGCUGACGGGAACGCCUCUACAGAACAACCUGGAGGAGCUGUUUCACCUGCUCAACUUCCUCACACCCAACCGCUUCAAUAACCUUGAAGGCUUCCUGGAAGAGUUUGCCGACAUCUCCAAGGAAGACCAGAUCAAGAAGCUCCACGACCUGCUGGGGCCUCACAUGCUGCGCAGGCUGAAGGCCGACGUCUUCAAGAACAUGCCCGCCAAGACCGAGCUGAUUGUCCGAGUGGAGCUGAGCCCCAUGCAGAAAAAAUACUACAAGCUGAUUCUGACCAAGAACUUUGAGGCUCUGAACUCGAAAGGCGGAGGAAACCAGGUCUCUCUGCUCAACAUCAUGAUGGACCUAAAGAAGUGCUGCAACCACCCCUACCUCUUCCCCGUCGCCUCCAUGGAAGCCCAAAAAACCCCCAACGGUGCUUACGAGGGGUCGGCCCUCACCAAGGCCUCCGGCAAACUGAUGCUGUUGCAGAAGAUGCUGAGGAAACUGAAAGAGCAGGGGCACCGAGUACUGGUCUUCUCACAGAUGACUAAAAUGCUGGAUUUACUAGAAGAUUUCUUGGACCAUGAAGGUUACAAGUAUGAACGAAUCGAUGGCGGCAUCACAGGAGCGCUGAGACAAGAGGCCAUCGACCGCUUCAAUGCUCCUGGCGCUUGUCAGUUCUGUUUCUUGCUCUCCACCAGAGCGGGAGGUUUGGGCAUCAACUUGGCCACAGCGGACACCGUCGUCAUCUUCGACUCGGACUGGAACCCUCACAACGACAUACAGGCGUUCAGUCGAGCGCACCGAAUCGGGCAGGCCAACAAGGUGAUGAUCUACCGCUUCGUGACGCGAGCCAGCGUGGAGGAGCGCAUCACUCAGGUGGCCAAGAGGAAGAUGAUGCUGACCCACCUGGUGGUCCGACCGGGACUUGGAUCCAAGGCUGGCUCCAUGACCAAACAGGAACUGGACGACAUCCUCAAGUUUGGGACAGAAGAGCUCUUCAAGGAUGAAGUAGAACGAAUGAAGAAUAGUUCUGGGGACAAAGUUGAGGACGAGGGUAGCGUGAUCCACUACGACAACGUUGCCAUCGAGAGGCUGCUGGACCGAAGCCAAGACGCCACCGACGACUCGGACGUCCAGAACAUGAACGAGUACUUGAGCUCCUUUAAGGUGGCCCAGUACAUGGUCCGAGAGGAGGAUAAGAUCGAGGAGAUCGAGCGGGAGAUCAUCAAACAGGAGGAGAACGUGGAUCCGGAUUAUUGGGAGAAACUGUUGCGGCAUCACUACGAGCAGCAACAAGAGGACCUGGCGAGCAAACUGGGCAAAGGCAAGAGGAACCGCAAGCCUGUCAACUACAACGACGCUGCACAGGAAGACCAAGAGUGGCAUGCUGACAUUUCAGAUAACCAGUCCGAGUAUUCAGUGGGCUCCGAGGAGGAGGAUGAAGACUUUGACGAUCGGCCAGAAGGCCGAAGGCAGUCGCGUCGCCAGCUGAGGAACGAGAAGGAUAAACCUCUGCCUCCUCUUCUGGCCAGAGUGGGAGGCAACCUUGAGGUGCUGGGCUUCAACACACGCCAGCGAAAGGCUUUCCUCAACGCAGUGAUGCGCUGGGGGAUGCCGUCUCAGGACGCCUUCUCCUCUCAGUGGCUGGUCCGAGACCUCAGGGGCAAGACUGAGAAAGAGUUCAAAGCGUAUGUGUCUCUCUUUAUGCGUCACCUGUGCGAGCCGGUGGCAGACGGGGCAGAGACGUUUGCAGACGGCGUGCCGAGGGAGGGCCUGUGUCGCCAGCCAGUCCUCACACGCAUCGGCGUCAUGUCUCUCGUCAAGAAGAAGAUCCAGGAGUUUGAGCACAUCAAUGGCCGGUGGAGUCUUCCAGAGCUCAAGCCCGAGGUCGUCAUUGACAAAUCCUCCUCCAGGGCCUCCUCCCCAGCCGUCAAGACCGCCACGCCCACCCCGGAGGCCAGCUAUAACAACACACCUUGCACCUCAAAGCCAGCAACCCCUGCUCCUUCAGACAAGCUGGAAAAGAACGGGAAGGAGGGAGAGAAGGAGGAGGAGAAGGAGGAGGGCAGCGAGGCUCCACCUGACAAAGAGAAAGUGAAGGAGAAAGAAAAGGAUGAAGGCAAAGAGAUGGACAGCAACCAGACUGCCGAACCUGAAGAGCUUCCCUCUUCGACAAAAGACACCUCACAAAGCGCGUCCCCGAGUCAAAAGGCCGAAGGCAAAGAGGACAGCGAGCUAAAAGAGGAGGAGAAGAAGGACACAACCGAUGCUCCAAGUGCAGCAACAGAGGAGAAAAAAGUCCAAGAGGACAGUAAAGAAGAGACGAAACAAGAGGGCGAGGUCAAAGAGGAGAAAUCAGGCGAAAAGGGAGAAAAGACGGUGGAGGAAAAGGAAAAAGACAAAGAAAAGCAGGAAGAGACACAAACAGCAGCUGAAACGGCGGACGCAAAGGAGAAGAGCGAGGUGUCUGACGUGAAGAAAGAGGAGGUCAAAGGUGAAAAGGAUGCUGGGAAAGAAGUAAGAGCUGUGAAGGAGGAUGCACCAAAGGGUAACGGGAGGCCUCCCAUCGAGCGACCUCGCUUCAUGUUCAACAUCGCAGACGGCGGCUUCACGGAGCUGCACACUCUCUGGCAGAACGAGGAGCGGGCUGCCAUCUCCUCGGGGAAGAUGAACGAGAUCUGGCACCGCCGACACGACUUCUGGCUGCUGGCGGGAAUCGUGAUUCACGGCUACGCCCGGUGGCAGGACAUCCAGAAUGACCCCCAGUUCGCCAUCGUCAACGAGCCUUUCAAAUCGCAGGCGAAUAAAGGCAACUUCCUGGAGAUGAAGAACAAGUUCCUCGCUCGACGCUUCAAGCUGUUGGAGCAGGCGCUGGUGAUAGAGGAGCAGUUGCGGCGGGCGGCCUACCUGAACAUGACCCAGGACCCGAGCCACCCGGCGAUGGCGCUCAAUGCUCGCUUCUCAGAGGUGGAGUGCCUCGCCGAGUCCCACCAGCACCUCAGCAAGGAGUCGCUGGCGGGCAACAAGCCAGCCAACGCUGUCCUGCACAAAGUGUUGAACCAGCUGGAGGAGCUGCUGAGUGACAUGAAGGCUGACGUGACCCGGUUACCGGCCACGCUGGCCAGAGUCCCGCCCAUCGCCGCCCGCCUGCAGAUGUCCGAGAGGAGCAUCCUCAGCCGACUGGCCAGCAAGGGCACUGAGACGCACACACCCCCGCCCAUUCCUCCAGGACCCUACGCAAUCCCUCACAACUACGGAGCGCCCUUCACCCCCGCCCCCCCGAGCGCCCUACUCAUGGGAGGAGCCAACUACAGUCAGAUGCCGCCCGGAUCCUUCAUAUCAGUGCUGAACGGGCCUCCCAUGUCUGUAAAGAAGGAGCGGGAAGCAGAGCUGCUAGUCAACCGGCGGGAGCAGCGCAGCGGAGAGGUCAUCUGUAUCGACGACUAGACUACACACAAACACACGCUUAAACACACACACACACACUGAAACCCAUCUGCUGCAACUGUAUCUCCAAUUUCUCUCCAACAAAAUGAACCACACAUCCAGUAUUAAAACAAAUUGACUGACUCUAGGGUGUACUUACUAGUGAUUGUAGUUGCUUCAUUCUGACUGGUACUCCCCGAAAAACUACAAUCGCACACACAUGCAGUACAUAAACACAUGCACAUGUGCACUUACUGUCCACGGACACACACACACACCUACAGCACACACAGUCCAUAUUGUCUCAUAACUUCUUGUGACCUUUUCUUGUCUGCCUCAAACCAUUAUACUCCUCAUAAGCGGGCCUCCUCACACAGGCCUCCUCCUCCUCCUCCUCUCGGGAUGCUUCUAACCUCAUCUACACACACUUACACACUCACGCACGCACGCACGCACACACACGCACACACACACACACACACACACACACACACAACGCACCUCAAUCCUAGAAACCUUUAGAUCUCAAUAGACCAUGUAACCUUCCUCCUCCUCCUCCUCCUCCUCCCCCUCGACAGGAAGCUGCAUGUGAAACGAAAAUAAUUUCUACCGCCGCACUCCAUCCCCUGAAGCAUGCUCUAAUCACAAUAAUGCUGUCUCGUGGAAAGGAAAAAAAAUGGUGUCAAGCUGUGCCUACAGUUGUUUUAAUACUGUUUUUAAUUCUCCCGGGAGAGGCUGAAUCUCUGGUUUCUCAGUCCGAGCAGCUCCAAGCACAGCUCCAUCUUUUUUCUGUUUUUAUUUUUGCUUUUUUUUUUUUUUUUUUUAAAGGUACAUGUUUGGAUGAAAAACGCGCAGCAAUGAUAUGAUAUGAUGAUUCAAUUCAGGACUUGUUCGACCACAUUAAAGGGAGAGUUUGGAUUUUUUUGAAGUGGGGUUGUAUGGGGUGCUUUUCCAUUCUUAGUGUGUUGCAAACAGUAGAUGUCCGUCGGUGCGCCUCCAAUUUGAAGAAGCAGGCCGGAGUAUCGACGUGGUAGCUAAGCAAUGUACUGCUGUGGAUGGGGGCCAGCAGCAAAACAUAUUUUAGCCACCUAAAAAAAAAAUCACACUUAAAGAAUUAUAUCUGUUUAAGUGUAGGCUAUAUUUAUGAUGUUUUCACUGCCUUAUCUUUCCUUCAGAUAGUGAUUUCCACAGGGAAACCGAAACCAUUCAUAUCGCUCUCUUCUAAACCAAACUCCAUUGACAAAAAUAGUCAUUUUAAAUUUGCUGAACACAGGAGCUGCUGCCUUAAUUAGUUAGUUUGUUUGUGAUAUAGCGGGACUUCGGCGUUUAAAAGGGUCAGUUCAGAUUCACCAAAGUCGCACAAUAACAAAAGAAUACUAACUGAUAGAAGCAACAGUAGACCAGCAGCUCCCAUGUUCAGCCAGCUAAAAUUACUGAAUUUGUCAAUGGAAACUGGUGGUCUAAAAAAAGCCCUACCCCCAAAAAAUUAAUAUCAGUUUAAGUGUAUGCAAUGUUCAUAUUUUCACCACUUUACCUUUCCGUCAGACAGCUGGCUCUUAUGGGCAAGCCCUCAACGACUUCAGUUACCCAUCUAUGCUCUCGUCAAAGCCACCAGACUCCAUUGACAAAAUCAGUAAUUUUAGCUAGCUGAACGUGGGAGCUGCUGGUCUACAGCAGCCUCUAUUAUUUAGUUAGUUUGUGUUAUUGUCUGAUUUCAGGGCAUCCGAUGGAAACUUUUUACACGCCAAAAUCACAAAAUAACACAAACAAACGAACCACUCGAAGCAGAAGUAGAUCAGCAGCUCCUGUGUUCAGCGAUGUUAAAUCACUGUUUUUCUCAAUAGAGUUUGGUUUUGAAGAGAGCGCUAAAAUGACUUCAUUUUCCAUUGAAUCACUGUCUGGUGGGUAAGGUAAAGUAGUAAAAAUAUUUUAAAUACAGCAUACACUUAAACUGAUUUUAAUUUUUUUAGGGGGAGCUUUUUUUUAUUUGGAAAAAUGUUGUUUUUUUUUGUUGGUCCCCAUCAACAGCAAUAGAUUGCGUAGCUUCCAGGUCAGACUCCAGCCUGUUUCACCAAACUGGUGGCGUGCUGAACGACAUCUACAUUAUACAAUACACUAUAUCUAUCGAUUAUUAAUCCAUUCAACCCAAAUUUCAAAAGAUCUGAACUAUCUCUUUAAAUAUUUGCCGCCCUGCUUCCCCAGUUCUAGUUUAUGUAAAGAGCUUCAAGGUAUUUUGGGAGUUUGUUCCAGAAAAGGCGAAAUCUACGAUGCUAUUUUUCAGAAGCCUCCUAUGAAUGUUUAUAACCUUUUCAUAAGCAAGUCAGUGUUAUUAAAACCUUAUCUCAACACUCCUCUCGACGCCCUUCCCCCUCUCUCAGUCAAUCCCAUUUUUCUUUUCUCCAAGUUUCUAUUUCUUUCUACAAAAAUCCUGUGAUAUACUUUGCAUAUUUAAACAGCUCAUUCGUGUUCUCUUGUGUUUUUACUCUCGCGAUUAUGAGUAUUUGUCGUCGUCGAUGUUGUUCUCGCCGUCGCUAUUCGAGAAAGAGCUUCUACCAAAAGAGACAUUUUUUUGUAACAAGAAACGUUUGUCCUAUGAUUGCAAAGAGAACGCAAAACGAAGAAGUUGAGCUAACUUCAGAGGUAGAUACUAUAUUACAAGAAAAACUCAUUUUUCUUGCUUACGUUUUAGAUUUGGGGCUUGCAAAUGACAUAUACAUAUAUAGAAAAUAGGCCAUAUGUAACCCUAAAUGCUUCUAUGAGCAGAAAUAAUGUAUACUCUCUAACCCCAGUAAAAGUACACGGUUAUUAUCUGGAAAAUCGAAGGCUGGAAAUCCAUUUUAUAUACCGCAUCAUUAAAAAACGCCUUAAUAAACAUAGCUGAACAAAUGUAAAGUCAUCAAACUGAAUUAAGAACCUGAUGUCAACCUGUAAAUCCUAGUCAGUCUGCUUUAUGUUAAAAAUAAUAAUAAAAAAAUGCUAAUGUAGGAGUUAAUUUAUCUCAUAAAUCCCGGACAUUUUACACCGAUGAUCCCAGGAAACAGUCCAUUUUACAAAUUAUGUUUCACACAAAGGUUUUUGCAACCCCGGAACUAAAAUGUUAAAAGCACUUAGUUCUUUUUUUUCUUUCCACUUUUACUUUGUUCUCUCUCCAGAUUUUGUGUUAAUUUCUGGGUAUCUUGUGUCACUGUGUAUGUAGUGGUGCCGAUCAAAUGAUGAGUGGCAGUGAAACAUGUCAAUGAUGACGCAUCUCCUUUUUUUCUUUCUUUAUUUUUAUUUUUUUGUUUGUAAUAAAACUGAAUGAAA
Messenger RNA from Plectropomus leopardus (leopard coralgrouper), 10118 nucleotides. RefSeq names its product chromodomain helicase DNA binding protein 3 (gene chd3). Gene Ontology annotation, cellular component: chromatin; nucleus; NuRD complex. Gene Ontology annotation, biological process: chromatin remodeling. Lineage: Eukaryota; Metazoa; Chordata; Actinopteri; Perciformes; Serranidae. The record is from RefSeq and is a predicted model, not a curated record. Gene Ontology annotation, molecular function: DNA binding; ATP binding; ATP-dependent chromatin remodeler activity.